AUGGAACAACCUCAGUUCUGCACCGCCUACGCGCAUAGUGAUGGCCACUAUGGCCUACAAUACUACGACGACAGCCUCUUGCAGCCCUCCUCAGCGUACGACGAUCCUAUCGCGUACACUGGUGAGUCUGCAGGUGACCACUACCCUUCUUCCUCGUCGACGGCGUGGGCAUCGUCGUCAGGCGCCGCCACACCCUCCAUCCACCACCACCACCACCACCAACAGCAGCAGCAGCUACAUUUUGGCGGCGGCCGCGUUGAUGAACACUACAGCUACCAGGAGGAUGGCACGGGCGUGGUGGACAUGGAACAGAUCAGCGCUCUCAUGGGAGCGGCCUGCAUCUCCACCAACACACCAGCUGCAUACUCCUCGUCGGCGUCAACGACGACAACGACGACGACGGCGACGAUGCAACCCAGCGCCGUCCACGGGCCGAGCCCCUGCGGCUUCGGCCACCAGCAGAAGGCGGCGGCCGACGCGCCACUGAUUGGGGUGCGGAGGCGGCCAUGGGGCAGGUUCGCAGCGGAGAUAAGGGACUCGACGCGCAAUGGCCAGCGCGUGUGGAUCGGCACCUUCGACACCGCGCAGGCUGCCGCGCUCGCCUACGACCAGGCCGCCUACUCCAUGCGCGGCUCUGCCGCGGUGCUCAACUUCCCCGUCGAGCACGUGCUGGAGUCGCUGCGCGCGCUGGGGAUCCGCGGUGACGCCGCCGGCGAGGGGGACUCGCCGCCGCUGGCGCUGAAGCGGCGCCACUGCAUCCGUAAGCGCUUGCACAGGAACAAGAAGGCGACCGGCGGCAAGGAACAGAAGGUGCCAAAGCAGCAGGGAGCUGCGGCUUCUUGCGUGCUGGAGCUGGAGGACCUUGGGGCGGACUACUUGGAGGAGCUGCUCGCCACGUCAGAUCGUCAAUGA
Molecule: messenger RNA, 912 nt
Organism: Sorghum bicolor (sorghum)
Lineage: Eukaryota; Viridiplantae; Streptophyta; Magnoliopsida; Poales; Poaceae
Exons: 2
Coding region: 1-912 (303 amino acids)
Biological process (GO): ethylene-activated signaling pathway; regulation of DNA-templated transcription
Molecular function (GO): DNA-binding transcription factor activity; DNA binding
Source: RefSeq, a predicted model, not a curated record